Molecule: messenger RNA, 614 nt
Organism: Schistosoma turkestanicum
Lineage: Eukaryota; Metazoa; Platyhelminthes; Trematoda; Strigeidida; Schistosomatidae
Source: the annotation of a GenBank genome assembly
AUGUACAACAUUGCCGCACUUCAUUCUAUUUUGGGCAUCAAAGAGAAACGAACAGAUGCAGACAGCAUGAAAAUCGCUUGUACUCAUUUUCAAUGUGCCUCUUGGGCUCUGAAUACACUAGUUGAGCGUCACCUACCUUUAUCAGGUGUAAAGGACUUGAACAAUGAUCUUAUGCUACUUUUCGGGUCGUUGAUGUUAGUACAAGCUCAAGAAUGCGUUGUAGAAAAGUCCAUAUUGGAUAAUAGACCAGCUAAUGUAACUGCUAAAUUAUCUCAAUACAUUAUGGAAAUUUAUGAAAAUAUUGGUGCUCAGCUGUUAGGAUUUGAGUCUAGUGAUAAAAUAGUCCCCCAAAAAUAUUACAAAGAAUGGCGUCGUCGAUGUCAAAUAAAGACUAGUUUUUAUUCAUCAAUCAUGGCUUAUUAUGCUGGUUUGAAUGAAGAAGAAAACAAGGUGUAUGGCAAAGCGAUAGCAUGGUUUACACUUGCUAAUAAUCACAUGGAAGAUUGUAAAACAAAUGCGAAAAGCUUCAAAGACUCAGAUAAUUCAUCUAUGAUAGUUUCAAGUGGCACCUAUCGUGCCAGUACCACUUAUGCUGGGGAAUUGAUCUCCAAUAA